GUUCAGCUGGCUAAAAAAAAGUUAGAGGGUUGACAGUCUCCCCAUUGAGCAUACAAACAAUUGCACACAGAUUUACCAUUCAGUAUUGCAGUCUGUCCACUACUACUAAUUAAGACCUCUGGGGAAAACGCUGGCAUGAAAACCCUCAUAUUUCUUGGCGUUUGGGUGCUGGGAGCAUCUCUGGUGUUGCCAGACCCCGACACGGCAGGACAGAAGGAGGCCGAAGACCCCGUCCGCUGCUCUAAGGGCUGCACCUGUCUGUACGAUGACUACAGCUUGGAGCUCAGCGUGUACUGCAGCGCUCGUAACCUCACGCACAUACCAGGUGACAUGCCCUCGUCCACUCACUCUCUCUGGCUGGACAUGAACUUGUUUACUUCCCUGCCGGCAGCAUCAUUUCGAGGCCUGAUCAAUCUGGAUUUUUUGAAUCUACAAAGCGGACAGUUGAUUACCCUUGACCCUCAGGCUUUCAAAGGCCUCAGGUCAUUGGCACAUGUUCAUCUGGAGAGAAAUCGCCUGCGGGCGUUACCAGGUACAAUCUUCCAAAACACACCUAACCUGGCUUCUCUUAGUCUCCAUAACAACCAGAUCAGUCGCAUCGAUGAAAGACUUUUCGCUGGACUGUCGCACAUGUGGCUCCUUAACCUUGGGUGGAACUCACUAACGGUCCUGCCAGAGACGGUUUUCCAUGAUCUGCACAGUCUGAGGGAGCUCAUUCUUGCAGGAAACAGACUUGCGUAUCUGCAGCCGCAACUCUUCCAAAACCUCGUUGAACUAAAAGAGCUGGAUCUGACCGGGAACCACGUCAAGGUCAUAAAGGCCAAUGUGUUUGUCAAACUCACUAAACUGCAAAAGCUUUACUUGGCCCGCAAUCAGAUUGUGACCAUAGUACCGAGAGCGUUUGUGGGCAUGAAGUCGCUCAGAUGGCUGGAUCUGACCAACAACAAGCUGACUUCUCUGCAUGAAGACACCUUCUUGGGGCUGCACAGUCUUCACGUGCUGCGACUUUCCAACAACUCCGUCACUGGCAUCCGGCCCAGGACAUUCAGAGAUCUGCAGUAUUUGGAGGAACUGCAGCUCAGUCACAACAAGAUUCGAGUUCUAGGGGAGAGAAUUUUUGAUGGGCUUGGCCAUCUGGAAGUCCUGGAGCUGCAGCACAAUCAGGUGCAGGAAGCACAGAUGGGGAGUUUCACAGGCCUGUCCCAUGUGGCUGUCAUCAACCUGUCUGGCAGUUGCUUCAGCAGUCUGCCCGAUCAAAUGUUCAAAGGUCUGUCGAAGCUCCACAGCCUACAUCUGGACAGAGGUUGCCUUACGCGCAUCCCCGCUCAAGCAUUUGUUGGACUCUCUGGUUUACGGAGGCUCUUCCUUCAACACAACAAUAUCUCUGUGGUGGAAUACCGGAGCUUUGCAGAUCUAGUGGGACUGCUAGGACUGGACUUGAGUUUUAACAAGCUGGAGGUUCUUUCCCCGCACACUUUCUCUGGUCUGAAGAAUUUGGAGUAUUUGCUGUUAGUCAACAAUGAUUGUCGACAGUUUUUUCCAAACGGAACAGAGCAACUGCUUCCAAAACUGCGUUACCUCGACCUCAGAGCGAAUCUGCUGACAAGCGUGGUCCCGAACUUCUCAGACAGCAUGGAAAAACUUUUGGUGUCCGGGAAUCGAUGGAAAUGUGACUGCGGCGCUCUCCCCCUGAGGAGCUACAGCGUGGGGAAACCGCUGGUGGUCCCUCGGCAGGUGGAGACCCACGCAGAGGGUGAAGAACCAGACUCCACUAUUACCAUAUAUAACAACAUCACCUGCACGAGCCCGCCACAUCUGGUGGGUCAGGACCUGCGCGACGUGAGCGAUGAACCCUUUCAAAACUGCUGAAUACAUAGAGAGAAGAUGACCGGAUUCCUAAUCUAAAUCAAAAUCUACAUUUUAGUCAGUCUUAUCUCAUACUUUAGCUCGAUUUCAAGUAAAAGCCGAAGCAGAAGCUGAGUUUUGUUCCAAAAUGUUUAGAGUUCUGUUGUGUAAAGCUUUUUUUUGACUCAUUCUGAACAAAAAGAAAAUAUUACUGAAUAAAUGUUAUUAAAUAUUAUCUUAUGUAAGUAAAAAAGUGUGAUGAAUUGUGUUUAUUUGAUGUGCCUAGGUCUGUUGAAGGUAUUUAAUAAAAACUUGAUUAAAAUGUGG
Molecule: messenger RNA, 2172 nt
Organism: Oryzias latipes (Japanese medaka)
Lineage: Eukaryota; Metazoa; Chordata; Actinopteri; Beloniformes; Adrianichthyidae
Gene: igfals
Product: insulin-like growth factor binding protein, acid labile subunit
Cellular component (GO): plasma membrane
Molecular function (GO): protein binding
Source: RefSeq, a predicted model, not a curated record